Messenger RNA from Oreochromis niloticus (Nile tilapia), 2201 nucleotides. It is a transcript of the gene prkab1a, whose product is annotated as protein kinase, AMP-activated, beta 1 non-catalytic subunit, a. Bases 184 to 993 code for a protein of 269 amino acids. Lineage: Eukaryota; Metazoa; Chordata; Actinopteri; Cichliformes; Cichlidae. Gene Ontology annotation, cellular component: cytoplasm; nucleus; nucleotide-activated protein kinase complex. The transcript is spliced from 8 exons. The record is from RefSeq and is a predicted model, not a curated record. Gene Ontology annotation, molecular function: protein kinase binding. Gene Ontology annotation, biological process: signal transduction.
UUUUGAUGAUGUGCGCAUGCGCAACAGGGGCCGGGUUCUGCUAGAAGGAUCAAAUGUUUUUGUUUUCGUGUGGGAUGGAAGGUAGCUGACAGGUCGAUAUCGAUAUCUACGACGGCAAACGUUUCUCAGCUGAAUCAACUCUACUUGCAGUGACCUUGUAACAGCCCGCAAGAAGACAAAGCCAUGGGGAAUACAAGCAGUGAGAGGGCUGCAAUGGGCCACGGGGAGAAGGCUCAGCGGAGGGACAGCCGAGGUAUUAAAGAGGGCGAGAGGCCAAAAAUCCUCAUGGAUAGCCCGGAGGAUGCUGAUAUUUUUCACGGAGAGGACAUAAAGGCACCUUUAGAGAAAGAGGAGUUCCUUGCUUGGCAGCAAGACUUAGAAUCAGAUGACAAAGCACCAACUCUGGAACGACCGACAGUCUUUCGCUGGAAAGGAGAUGGAAAGGAGGUCUACCUCUCUGGAUCCUUCAACAACUGGGCCAACAAAAUUCCCCUUAUUAGAAGUCAGAACACCUUUGUGGCAAUUGUCGAUCUACCUGAGGGGGAGCAUCAGUACAAAUUUUACGUGGAUGGCCAGUGGACCCACGACCCAGCUGAGCCUGUUGUAACCAGUCAGCUAGGCACAGUCAACAAUAUCAUUCAGGUAAAGAAGACUGACUUUGAGGUUUUUGAUGCGCUAAUGGUGGAUUCGCAGAAAUGCUCUGACAUGUCAGACCUUUCUAGCUCUCCUCCUGGGCCAUAUCAUCAGGAUGCUUAUGUCCCUAAACAGGAAGAGAAGUUCAAAUCUCCACCCAUUCUUCCACCUCACCUUCUACAGGUCAUCCUUAACAAAGACACUGGGAUUUCUUGUGACCCUGCACUGCUCCCAGAACCCAACCAUGUCAUGCUCAACCACCUCUAUGCACUUUCCAUUAAGGACGGAGUGAUGGUACUCAGUGCAACACAUCGCUAUAAGAAGAAAUACGUCACCACCUUGCUUUAUAAGCCCAUCUGAUGAAGCAUUCUUUUCUAUAUUUGGAGCUGUUGUUAACUGUACACUGAGUGUACAAAAUGUUAGCUACACAUUUUUUUUUCCCCAAAAAUCCAGUAUAUAUUCCUUCCAGGUUUCACCAGUUAGAUCCAUUCUGACCAAAAGAAGCAGCCCUGAAUAAGCCGAGGGAACAAAUUAAGUUUGUAAAAUGUUGACUUGAUUUCCAGAAAAAAUUUGGACUGAGGGUUAUAGUAAUUGCUUUACAGUAAUGCACUAAAAGCAAUACAUACAAAUAACAAAUGAUUCAGUUGGACAGCCACUUACUGGAAAACAGACAGAAAAGAGUUAUUUUAAAGGAAGCCUGCUGUAAAAGGUAGUUUAAGUGAUGAUGAUGCUUUUCCCAUGCAGUACAUCACAUCCGAUUUUUGUGUCAUAUAUCAGCACAACUAACUAAUAGCUGGAUUGGAUUGGUGGGUAAAUGAGGUCACUGUGUUCACUUCAGUUCUGUGUUACUGUGUUUACUAUAGGAAUAUUUAAUAUGUAACAUAGACUAUAGUAAUUAUAUAGCACAUCGUGGUUUUUGGGCACCUGUUUUGAAGCCUGAAGUUGGGUACUUCAAGUAUUAUUUCUUUCUUUUUUUUCUUUUCUUUUUUUUUAACUGGCAAACGAGUGGUGGUUGUGACACUUAGUCGUUACAUACACAACAGUGCCCUUACAGUACCCUGCUUUUUCCCUAGUUUUACCCUGAAUGCGAAAGUGAACAUAAUUUAGUAUUACAUAAGAUGAUUGAAAGCAUAAACUCAUUAGUAAAGUGUGUACGGUGGUCAUAAGUCAAUAGAAAAGUAGGGUUAUUUUACUAAUAGACUUCCAUAAAAUCUGACUUUUUUUUGCAAUGAGUGGGCUUUUCCCCUGCUGGAAAGAUUACAGGUUUAAAGCACUACUGCUUUUAAUAUACAGUCUUUGGCCAGCAACACCCACUAGCUUCAUUUUAAUAGCAAGAACUAACAAAGCAUGCAGGGAGCCAGGAGUAAAGGGUAAGUGGAGGGAUUUCAUGAUUCCUACACCAGUAAGUUUGCUUGGUUGGUUUGUUUGCAGUGCUCUGUGUAUUAGUUUUGAUUUGGCAAAGUCGGCUGAUGACAGAAAGUUGACGGUGCUGUCUAUGCCAGCUUGUCUUUUGGCAUUUUGUUUGUUAACAUCACAUGCUGCAAAGCUUUUAGUGCAUUUUAAUAAAA